CUCUGGAUUCCUGCCUGGUGGAGAGGAAGCCAUGGCUCUCCGAGUCACCAGGAACACGAAGGUAAAUACUGAAAAUAAGGCGAAGACCAUGGGUGUUGCAGGCGCCAAGCGAGUGCCUAUGGCUACUGGUGCCGCUUCCAAGCCCAUGCUGAGGCCAAGGAUCGCCCUUGGAGACAUCGGUAACAAAGUCAGCGAACAGUCCCAGGCCAAAAUGAUUCUGAAAAAGGAUGUAAAAACGGCAGCUGCUGGAAAAGUUAUGGCCAAAAAAUUAUCAAAACCACUGGAAAAGGCACCUGAGCCUGAGCCUGAGCUUGAACCUGUGCCUGAGCCAGAACCUGAGCCUGUUAAAGAAGAAAAGCUUUCGCCUGAGCCUAUUUUGGUGGAUACUCCCUCUCUAAGCCCAAUGGAAACAUCUGGAUGUGCCCCUGCAGAAGAAUAUCUGUGUCAGGCUUUCUCUGACGUAAUUCUUGCAGUGAGUGAUGUGGAUGCAGAAGAUGGAGCUGAUCCAAACCUUUGUAGCGAAUAUGUGAAAGAUAUUUAUGGUUAUCUGAGACAACUUGAGGAAGAGCAAGCAGUCAAACCGAAAUACCUAGUGGGUCGGGAAGUCACUGGAAAUAUGAGAGCCAUCCUUAUUGACUGGCUAGUGCAAGUUCAAAUGAAAUUCAGGUUGCUGCAAGAGACCAUGUACAUGACUGUUUCCAUCAUUGAUCGGUUCAUGCAGAAUAACUGUGUGCCCAAGAAAAUGCUGCAGCUGGUUGGUGUCACUGCCAUGUUUAUUGCAAGCAAAUAUGAAGAAAUGUACCCGCCAGAAAUCGGUGACUUUGCCUUUGUGACUGAUCACACUUACACUAAGCACCAGAUCAGACAGAUGGAAAUGAAGAUUUUAAGGGCUUUAAACUUUGGCCUGGGGCGCCCUCUGCCCUUGCACUUCCUCCGGAGAGCAUCCAAGGUUGGAGAGGUUGAUGUUGAGCAACAUACUUUGGCCAAAUACCUGAUGGAACUAACUAUGCUGGACUACGACAUGGUGCACUUUCCUCCUUCUCAGGUUGCAGCAGGAGCUUUUUGCUUAGCACUGAAAAUUCUUGAUAAUGGUGAAUGGACUCCAACUCUGCAGCAUUACCUGUCAUACACCGAAGAAUCUCUUUAUCCUGUUAUGCAGCACCUGGCUAAGAAUUUAGUCAUGGUGAAUCAGGGGCUUACAAAGCACAUGACUAUCAAGAACAAGUAUGCGACAACUAAACAUGCAAAGAUCAGCACUCUAGCACAGCUGAACUCCGCGAUAGUUCAAGAUCUAGCCAAGGCUUUGGCCAAGGUGUAACUUGUGAACUUGAGUUGGAAUAUUUUAAUAUCUAUAAAUAAAGUUGGCACUAUGUGCUGUCUGUACAUAUUAUAUGAUACACUUACAUUUAAUAAAGUCUAUGGCUCUUUUUACUUUUUAUAACUUAACUCAUUUGGAUGUGAUUGCUUCCUCAUUUGUUGCUUCCUAAAAGUUGUCUUAAAGGAAUGGUUGACUGAGUAUAAAAGAAACAACUGGUUUCACUUUACCAUGUAACCUAACUAAUGUAUAUCAUCGUUGCCUAAUGGUUUUUAAAUACUUGGUGUUUCUUGUUUUAUGUACCUGACUUUUUACUUUACUAAUGUGAAUUCCUGAGGUGGUAAAGACUUUUAUUUAGUUAUAAUCUGAAUUUCCAUAUGGCGUGUAAACCAAAGUAAAAGUCCUACUACCUCCCA
Messenger RNA from Echinops telfairi (small Madagascar hedgehog), 1731 nucleotides. RefSeq names its product cyclin B1 (gene CCNB1). Bases 32 to 1318 code for a protein of 428 amino acids. Gene Ontology annotation, biological process: mitotic cell cycle phase transition; regulation of cyclin-dependent protein serine/threonine kinase activity; mitotic metaphase chromosome alignment. The record is from RefSeq and is a predicted model, not a curated record. Gene Ontology annotation, cellular component: mitochondrial matrix; nucleus; cytoplasm. The transcript has 9 exons. Gene Ontology annotation, molecular function: cyclin-dependent protein serine/threonine kinase regulator activity. Lineage: Eukaryota; Metazoa; Chordata; Mammalia; Afrosoricida; Tenrecidae.